CCAGAGUUGACCCCACACUAUAUUUUUCCAACGUAAACUCCCUUUGAAAGAACAUACUUAAGUAAGAAGACCAACAACAUUUGUCACACAAACAAAACAAAACAAAACAAAACAAGAAAAGAGAAAGCAAAAAAAUGGAAGUAAAGAAAAGUUUAAACAAGUUCUGGGUUUAAUUUGCGCCAUUAAAACUUCAAACAAACAAAAAAAAAAAACAAAUUCACACAGAAGUUAAACUUAUUUAGUAAGAGAAAUUGUGGGAUGUUUCUAGAACCACCGGUUACGGCGGCGAUUAUGCUUUUAAUCGCCGCCGUGAUUUUUCCAGCGACGGUUAAUUCCACAAGUUUUCCGGCAAGUAUUCUCCGACUUGAGAGAGCUUUUCCGGUGAAUGAGAAGGUAGAGAUGGAAGUUCUUCGUGCACGAGACGCGGCACGCCACGCAAGAAUCUUGCAAAGUGGCAGCAGAGGCGGCGGCGGUGGAGGUGGAGGUGGGGUUGGUGGGGUGGUUGAUUUUGUUGUUCAGGGUACCUCUGAUCCUUACCUUGUUGGGUUGUAUUUUACUAGAGUCAGAUUGGGAAACCCUCCCAGGGAAUACAAUGUGCAGAUCGACACCGGAAGCGAUAUAUUGUGGAUUAAUUGCAAUUCGUGUAAUGACUGUCCACGGACGAGUGGCCUUGGGGUUGAGCUGAAUUUUUAUGAUACCACUGGCUCCUCAACUGCUAACAUGGUUUCGUGUUCGGACCCAAUAUGUACUAAUUUGGUCCCGACGACAUCGUCUCAGUGCUCAGCUGAGACUAACCGGUGUGGUUACUCGUUCCAAUAUGGUGAUGGAAGUGGGACAUCAGGGUUUUAUGUAUCUGAUAUGUUUUACUUUGAUAUGAUCCUCGGGAACUCUAUGGUUGUUAACUCAUCUGCUUCUAUUGUUUUCGGCUGCAGCACCUAUCAAUCUGGGGAUUUGACCAAGUCUGAUCGUGCUAUUGAUGGGAUCUUUGGUUUUGGUCAGCAGGGCUUGUCUGUUGUAUCCCAAUUAUCUUCGAGAGGGAUCACACCUCGGUCAUUUUCCCAUUGUUUGAAAGGAGAGGGAAAUGGUGGGGGUAUUCUGGUCCUUGGCGAGAUUUUGGACCCACGUCUUGUGUACAGUCCACUUGUGCCAUCACAGCCUCAUUAUAAUUUGGAUCUGCAGAGCAUUGCAGUCAAUGGCCGAUUGUUGCCAAUUGAUCAGUCGGUGUUUACAACAUCAAACAACCGAGGGACAAUUAUCGACUCUGGAACAACAUUGGCAUAUCUGGUCGAAGAAGCUUACAAUCCUUUCGUUGCAGCAGUAACUGGUGCAGUUUCACAAUCUACGAAACCUCUUUUUUUUAAAGGAAACCAGUGUUACAUGGUUUAUGCUAGUGCAAGUGAUAUAUUUCCAUCUGUGAGCUUGAACUUUGCGGGUGGUGCUUCCAUGGUAUUGAGACCAGAAGAAUACCUUGUACAUAUGGGUUUUGUCGAUGGUGCUGCGCUAUGGUGCAUGGGUUUUCAGAAAGUUGACCAAGGAGUAACAAUCUUAGGAGACCUCGUUCUGAAGGAUAAGAUCUUUGUUUAUGAUCUAGCUCAUCAGAGAAUUGGAUGGGCUAACUAUGACUGUUCCUUGUCUGUUAAUGUCUCGGUUACAUUUGGCAGGGACGAAUUCAUUAAUGCAGGGCAACUAAGCGUUAGCAGCUCAUCCAAAAAUUUUCUCCUUGGUCUAAUACCUCCGCUCUUUGAGGCUCUUAUUGCACAGAUUAUAGCCUUUCUGAUCUUGUAGCUAACCUUCCUUCCAUUUCAGAUUAAUUAUUACCCAAUCUUUUGCUUUGUCAAUUGUUAUUACCAUUGAUUGGCAAUGCAUGGUAGUUUUCUCUAAGAUAAAUUUGUAACUUUCCUGUUCUUUGGUACGUCGCGUGCAUGCGCCCCGGAUCACUGGUUUGAAGACUGGAGGUCUGGAGCAGUGCUAGGAAUGUAAAUUAUCAGGUGUUGUAGAAUUAGGAUUACGGCUGUUGAAGUAGAAUACAGUCAUCUUAUUCGAGUUUCAGGAGAUUUGCUCCAGAAAUAGAGGGAAACAACUUGUAUUGUUUUUUACUUUUUUUUGUGUCUAAUUAUAGCUGCGAAGCGAUUGUGUAUA
Molecule: messenger RNA, 2139 nt
Organism: Beta vulgaris subsp. vulgaris (sugar beet)
Lineage: Eukaryota; Viridiplantae; Streptophyta; Magnoliopsida; Caryophyllales; Amaranthaceae
Product: aspartic proteinase 36
Exons: 10
Coding region: 259-1785 (508 amino acids)
Biological process (GO): proteolysis
Molecular function (GO): aspartic-type endopeptidase activity
Source: RefSeq, a predicted model, not a curated record